Lucilia sericata (common green bottle fly) is the source of this 1935-nucleotide messenger RNA. RefSeq lists its product as uncharacterized. The transcript is spliced from 2 exons. The record is from RefSeq and is a predicted model, not a curated record. NCBI's taxonomy places the organism in Eukaryota, Metazoa, Arthropoda, Insecta, Diptera, Calliphoridae. The coding region runs from base 1 to 1935 and encodes 644 amino acids.
AUGAAUAUUAUUUCAUUCUUACUCUAUUGUUUUACAACUCGUCUAUACUUUACUAAUGCUUUGAAUACAACGCAAAGACUCGAUAUAAUACUGCCAGUUCAUCUCGGAAAUUAUGAUUUGGAAUUUGUUUUCAACUUUACCCGUUACCUACAUCGUAUACAUCGUUUUCAUAGUUUUAUAGCGUUUAGUGAAAAGCGUGAAUACAAUAGAGCGGAACAUGUUAUAGUAAGGCCUCUGGAACAGGCCCUAAUGGAAGAGUUUCAAGUGCCAGUAGUGGUAUGGGGCAGACAGACUACGGCUAAGUUACGUUAUCGUAUAGGUGUUAACAAUUUGAUAUUCGUUUAUAUAUCAAAAGUUAAUGAUCCUAUACUCUCUGUCGUGAGCAGUACUCUGGAAGGUAUACACUAUAUGCCCAUGGUUUUCAUAUUUAAAAGGAAACAUAAUCGUCCGCCAACAUUAGGGGAAAUACGAGCAUUUUUUGAAUGGUGUUGGCAGGAGAAUAUAUUAAAUGUGGCCUUAACUUAUCAAAUUAUGCAGAGAAAAUGGAGUUAUAUAGAUAAUGCCAUGAGGUUGGAAAUCAAAAAUGAGGUUUUCAAUUACACACCCUUUCCGAAGCUAACAAUUUUUAAUGCUACCGAACAGGCCUAUAAACAUGAGGGUUCAUUUAUUAAUGGCGAUUUGCUGGAUGUGCAGGGUUAUAGUUUUUCAACACCCAUGUUUAUGGAUACACCAACGGUGUUUCUGACCCAUUAUGAAAAGCAUGGUAAUAAACGGGUACUGUUGUUCGUAACCGGUACCGCAGGACGCACCUACCACGAAUAUAUACAUUAUAUUAAUGGUACUAUCAAAGUAAAGCCUACCCACAGUCUCAGUUAUUAUCAUUUUCAAAAGAAAACUCUUACUUAUGCUGCGAAAAAACUCAUAGAUAUUGGUAUACAUCCCUAUUCUUCGCUCCUGCCCUAUGCCAAUCUUACGGAGGGCAGUUAUCCUGUGGGUUUAACCAAUGCCUGUGUUAUAGUGCCAGUAAUACCAGAAAUUGCUCAUGGCCAGUAUAUACUCAGAGUAAUGCCCGCCUUUAUUUGGUUGGUAUGGAUAGGAGAACUGUUGGCACUUUUUAUCAUCCAGUGCGUGCAUUUGGGACGGAUAGAUAUCGGCAGUGGCAUUAUUUAUUCCUUUCGUACGCUCAUGUCUCAACCAUUAAAUAUACAAGAGUUUGAAAAACGCCGGGGUUUAUUAAGAUCUCUGCACCUAUUUGUUAUACUACUAAGUGUUCUAGUUAAUUCGGGGUUUAGUGCUUCUCUCACCUCUAUACUAAGCACCACCCUGGUGGGUAAACAAAUCAGCAGUGUAGAAGAUCUCUUAGAAUCAGGUUUACAAAUAAUGACUACUAUCUACGAAAAGGAGGUAUAUUUUGAUCAAAAUCUUCUGCCUCCGGCUCUAAAACCCAUUUUACAUGUAGUCAAUGAAUCCGAGCUGCAAGAACACAAAGACAACCUUAACACCUCCUAUGCCUAUGUGGUCAAUAGUGAAGAAUGGGGUAAAUAUGAUUUUCAACAGCAAUUAAUGUGGCGGCCACGCUUUCGUAUUGCCCAUACCAAACAUCUUUGCACAGUGCAGCAGUAUUUGCGUUUUCCUCUACAAUGGGAUUCUCCCUUUAUACAGAGUCUAGAAAUGUUUAUUAUAUAUACCACCGAUUCUGGUCUAAGACAAGCCUGGUCUCAUUGGAGCAUCUAUCAGGCUACACGCAUGAAAUUGAUUAAAAUUUGGAAACCUGAAGAGGAAAAGGAUGAAAAACCUUUUAGUAUCAGUCAUUUUAUAACGAUUAUUUUUAUUUAUGCUGCUUUCAUGCUGGCGGCCAUUUUAUGUUUUAUGGUUGAAGUGUUGUGGUUUAAUCGGAAGAUGAUUUUCAAGAAAAUGGAAUGGAAUAAUAAAUGA